Molecule: messenger RNA, 1219 nt
Organism: Carcharodon carcharias (great white shark)
Lineage: Eukaryota; Metazoa; Chordata; Chondrichthyes; Lamniformes; Lamnidae
Gene: hoxb6a
Product: homeobox B6a
Exons: 2
Coding region: 1-693 (230 amino acids)
Biological process (GO): anterior/posterior pattern specification; regulation of transcription by RNA polymerase II
Cellular component (GO): nucleus
Molecular function (GO): DNA-binding transcription factor activity, RNA polymerase II-specific; RNA polymerase II cis-regulatory region sequence-specific DNA binding
Source: RefSeq, a predicted model, not a curated record
AUGAGUUCGUAUUUUGUGAACUCCACUUUCCCCGCGACUCUUGCCAGUGGGCAAGAGUCAUUCCUUGGGCAGAUUCCGUUAUAUUCAUCCGGUUACGACCCUUUAAGACACUACCCGGCCACAUAUGGGGCUACAAGCAUGCAGGAUAAAAGCUACCCGUCACCCUCUUACUACCAGCAAGCCAACGGAGCAUACGGGUGCAACCGGACACCCUGUGAUUACGGUGCCCCUAGUUUUUAUCGGGAAAAAGACCCUUCAUGCAGCGCCUCCUCCAACAGUUCCAAGUACCACUCACUGGAAGAUCCAACGCAUUAUAACCCCGAACAACGCAAAUUCGAGAGUGCACAAAACAGAAUUUUAUAUGGCGAGGCGGAUGAUCAGAAGAGUUCGCUCCCCGUGUACCCCUGGAUGCAGAGAAUGAACUCCAGUGGUGCCUCAGCAUUUAAUCCAAAUGGACGGCGCGGGCGGCAAACCUACACUAGAUAUCAAACUCUGGAGCUGGAGAAGGAGUUCCACUUUAACCGCUACUUGACCAGAAGGCGCCGGAUAGAGAUUGCACACGCACUUUGCCUCACAGAACGCCAGAUCAAAAUCUGGUUUCAGAACAGGCGCAUGAAAUGGAAAAAAGAGAACAAAUUGCUCAGCUCCUCGCAAUUAAGCGGAGAAGAAACAGAAGAAAAAUCAACAGAGUGAAAACAAGAAGAAACAGAAAGAAAAGGGAACGCUAUGCAGUUCUUUAAUUAAAAAAUGAAUAAUGAAUAUUAAAGUUUACAUUUUGUUUGCUGUUGCGCACCAGUGGAGUUGUACAUUUCUGUAUUUGUUGUGAGAUUUAUUAUAAAGUUAUGCAUUCCUUUGGUCUAGCCAAGCAGGCAAUGUUUCACAUUGGUGUCAAUAGUUUAAAAAGACUAGGAGAACUCCAUGAAUUCUGCAUCUCAAUUGAGCUGUUGCAAUAUUGUGAUUUUUUUUGACGUUCGUCUCAGCUCUCUAGUUAAUGAUGGUGUAUGUUUUGUGAAAUGUGAACAACUAUUUUUGAUUUAUUUUAUCUAUGUACGCGUGCGUGUGUGGAAAUGUGUGUGCGUGCUUGUGGAAAUCACACAAUGAGGUCUAAAUAUUGUAUUUUGAUUGUUUUCGUAACGGAGCGAGGAAAAUAAAAGCAAGUGUCUUAAAAAUUGAGUAAGAGGUUAUUUUUUUAUUUGUGUUUUGUUAAAUUAAUGUGAUU